GGUUAUAUAGAAGGAUAGGACAAAGAUAAGUAAGUGGGAAGUGGUAACCGACACAGCAGAAAUGAUAUGAUGGGUUGUGGCGGUGCAUUCUCAGUGUGGCUGCCAGUGUUUGUGUCUUGUUUUACAGCAAUAGCAUUGGCUGGGACUGGGUGCGAUAAGGCACCGGUGGUGUUCGUGUUCGGCGAUUCGAACUCGGACACGGGUGGACUCGCUUCCGGUCUGGGUUUCCCUAUCAAUCUUCCCAAUGGCCGCAAUUUCUUUCACAGAUCCACUGGCCGCUUGUCCGAUGGACGCCUCGUCAUCGACCUACUCUGCCAAAGUUUGAAUGCAAGUUUGUUGGUACCAUAUUUGGACGCCUUGUCUGGAACCUCAUUCACAAAUGGAGCAAACUUUGCAGUGGUGGGGUCCUCUACUCUCCCAAAAUAUGUUCCUUUCUCCCUCAAUAUACAGGUCAUGCAGUUCCGGCGUUUCAAAGCUCGUUCCCUUGAACUUGUUACCACAGGUACAAGAAAUUUGAUCAAUGAUGAAGGCUUCCACGGUGCACUCUACUUGAUUGAUAUUGGGCAAAACGACCUUGCUGAUUCAUUUGCCAAAAAUCUGUCAUAUGUGCAAGUCAUCAAGAAGAUCCCAGUAGUUAUAACUGAAAUUGAGAAUGCUGUUAAGAGUUUAUAUAAUGAAGGUGCCAGGAAAUUUUGGGUUCACAAUACUGGGCCGUUGGGCUGUCUUCCAAAAGUACUUGCACUGGCUCAGAAGAAGGAUCUAGAUUCAUUGGGAUGUCUUUCUAGUUAUAACUCUGCAGCAAGAUUGUUUAAUGAAGCCCUGCUUCAUUCAAGUCAGAAACUAAGAUCUGAACUUAAGGAUGCUACUUUAGUCUAUGUUGAUAUUUAUGCCAUUAAGUAUGAUCUCAUCACAAAUGCCGCGAAAUAUGGUUUCUCAAAUCCGUUGAUGGUAUGUUGCGGUUAUGGAGGACCACCUUACAAUUUUGAUGUAAGGGUGACAUGUGGUCAACCUGGUUAUCAGGUUUGUGAUGAAGGGGCUCGGUAUGUGAGCUGGGAUGGAAUUCAUCAAACUGAGGCUGCAAAUACAUUGAUAGCUUCUAAGAUACUUUCCAUGGCUUAUUCCACACCACGGAUUCCUUUUGAUUUCUUCUGCCACCACUGAUUAUGCACGGUUAGUUCAUUAGUUGUUGGUUUACCAUCAAUAUGUAGUUCUCCAAGAACAGAGUUUGUCAUGUAGUAACACCCAUGCUGAAGUUCUAAAAAAUUAGGGGGUCCUAUGUUGCCAGAAAUUGUAUUUUUCUUUGCCAAUGGGGAUGUAUGUUGUAUUAUGUAAACAAUUGAUGACUCAAACGAAUGCAUUUUUGGCCUGUUUUAGAAAUUUGGACUGGUAAUGGAAUAACUGCUGUGAAAGUACUUGCUUACA
Molecule: messenger RNA, 1422 nt
Organism: Glycine soja
Lineage: Eukaryota; Viridiplantae; Streptophyta; Magnoliopsida; Fabales; Fabaceae
Product: GDSL esterase/lipase At1g09390-like
Exons: 5
Coding region: 67-1161 (364 amino acids)
Cellular component (GO): chloroplast stroma
Molecular function (GO): hydrolase activity, acting on ester bonds
Source: RefSeq, a predicted model, not a curated record